AUGUUUCUCUAUGAAUCAUCUGAUAGUACUUCUGAAGACAGCUUCUCGAAUAUCAAAUUAUCACGAUUACUUGUCCAAUUCCAUCAUGGUCAUGUUUGCACUGGAUUACGAUGUAUAUGUAACAAAUUUAGUAAAAAAGUUGGUUUCAAGGAUGGUUAUCCCGUAUGCAUAUUUUGUGGCAUUAAUGCUACAGUAACUUCGGAUGGGAACGACUGCAUAUCAUGUAACACAACGUGUAGAUGCGCUCCUAAUGAAAUACAAGUAGAUAGACACUUAGAUGGAACGUUAUUGGAUACUAUACAUUGUGUUCCGUGUAUCAAUAAUACUUAUCCAUUUUUGGAUGUAUCUAAAUGCUUGCCCUGCAAAAAUUUUGAAUAUGAUUAUUAUCAGACUGAUAUGUAUUUAACAAAGUACCAUUAUACACAGGUACAGAAUUAUUGUUUACAUAAAAGUACUUCUAUUGACAAAGAGAAUCCAAAACCUGCAUUUCAAGUGAAAUUUAACAAUCAAAACACAAAUAAUUAUUUUAGAAAUGAACUUCAAACUGCUGUAUAUUUUUGUAAGAAAAGAGAUAAAUUAGCAUGUGAAUAUUUAUCAAACAUAUGUGUUUUAAGUCUUUAUGCUAAUGACAUUGCAUGCAAGUUCUUUAUGCAAAAACAAAGAUCACCUACAUGGUUAUUUUAUAAUAAAGAUGAAGCUACAACUGUAUUAAAUAGCAAACAAAUUACACAAAACUAUAGCUUGGUGAAAGGAGACAAGGAUAAUAUAUUAAAUUUUACAGUUAUAACAUUCUCUUUACAUGGCAAUUUCAAAUCAGUUGGUACACCUAAUAUCCCAUGCAAUUUGUUGGAACAUGUUAAAUUUGGUAUUAAUUUUGAAAAAAAAUGUAAAUUUACAAUUAAAAAUUUACUGCACUCAGAGAUAGAGUUUCUAUCUCCUUACUUAACAUUUAUAAGAGAUAACAAAAUUUUAAUGUAUGCAUUGCCUGUAUUUGUUAAAAACAUUAAUCAGAAUCAUAAUAAAUUAUCAGAUUGGCAGUUAGUUCGAAAAUUUUUCUUUGUUGAUAAUAUUAGUGGUUUUAAAACAUUACAUAAUCUCACAAGUAACAAUGGUGAUAAACUAUCUGUAUUACGUUAUAUGAAAUCUUUAAAUGUAAUAAUUAAUAUUCAAAGUACAAAGGAUAACAAUAAAAUAUUUCCUCCUUUAUUAAUUAUUGAAUAUGCUGAAUUAACGUAUGAACAGGUUGAUAAAAUUAUAGAAGUUACAUUAGAUUAUAAAAUAAAAUUUAAUCUAGAAGAUGACAAUAUUAAUUCACAUUUCAUGAUAAUUAUUGGGAUUUUGUCAGGAUUAAGUUUCAUUUUAUCUGGAAUAAAAACAUGGAAAUACAGUAAACAACAUCACACUUCUUCUAUUAAUGUAUUUGUACUUAUUUGGUUUUUUAUUUACACUAUGUCUGCUAUAGGAAGCAUAAUUAUUUUGUGUUUGGUUAUUUUAUGCCUAUAUCUAUUUAUGUUUUAUAAAGGAAAAACAAUACCAUAUAUCCUCUUCUCUGAAGUUGUCAAUGAAAAGAUGAUAAAAACAUUUAGUACAGUAGCAUUUUUUUCUAAACUUAUAGAAAUAUUUGGAUUUAUUUGUCAAUAUUGGAAUAUUGAUAUAUUCUUUAUUGAUUGGGAACAACCAAAAACAAUAUACAAUCAAUGUAAUGAUCUUCCAUAUGUGCCUAUAAAUGAAUUCCAUAAUGAUAAACUCUCAAGGAAUAAAUUAAAACAUUUGCAAAUGUCAUCAGAAACAAUAACAGCUAAACGCAAUAAAAUCUUAUAUAAGUUAAAUAAGCAUAAUAACUUCAAAAAUUUUAACAAAUCUUUUCCAGUUAACAAGCACAAAACUAAUAUUUCAAUUACAAACUCGAUAUCAAAAAGUUCUGAUCAGAUGAUAAAUAAAAGUAGCAAUUUUAAUAAUUCAUCUAUUAGUAUAUGGAGGACAUACUUUAUUGCAAGUCAGUGGUUAAAUCUUCAAACUGAAAGAAAGAUAAACAUAAAGAUACAAUUGCUUGUGGUUUUAUCUAUUUUUCAGGUCAUACGACUGUAUCCAUGGAUUCUCGGGAUACCAGAAUUAAUCCCAACAUUUUCUGAAGAUUGUAAUUUUAUUUUAUAUUUUACAAUAUGUGUCUUAAUAUAUAUAUUAACUUAUUCCAUCCAGUGGUUAGUGUUCAUUGUAUUCUAUGAACAAUGUAUUGCAAACAAAAUGCAAGAAUUUAUAAAUGUAUGUUCAAUUGCAAACAUUAGUGUAUUUAUUUUACCAUUUAAUUAUUAUGGUUUUUAUAUUCAUGGAAGAUCAGUGCAUGGAUUUGCAGACACAGACUUACGUACUUUAAUUAAUGAUUUACAAAUGGAAAAAAAUAAUUUAUGUGCACAUAGAGGUCUUGUACCAGGAACAACUCAACAAACAUUUAUAUUGUACUUAACAAAAAGUUUCAGAAUUACUUUUAACAAAAGUUUAGAGCUGAUGAAUAUCGAACCAAGUAAUUUUAUAAAGACUUAUUCAAAUUGGGAAUAUAUUUUCAAUAAUCAAUUAAAAGUGAAAGAACAUCUAUGUAAAUAUCUAGAUCACUGCAUAACAAAUGAAGACUAUGCCAUUAAAGAACAAAAUUUUUUUGAGAAGUUAUUUAGUAUAGUAUUUUCCUACAACGAAGAGAAAUCAAUUUUCUAUAUUGAUAAUAAUUAUUCUUUCAGUCAAGUAUUAUUAUAUGGAAAUGAGUGGUUAUUUGCAACAUUUGAAAUUUCAGUAUUUACUUUCAUUAUUGUGUUAUUUAACGAUUGUACAUUAGCUAUUAUAAUUACAGUAUUAGUGUCAAUGCUGUUAAUUGUGAUAGUAAAAGAAAAUGGCAAAAAAAAUUUAAAUAAUCAUACAUUAUUAGAUAAAUUGUUUUUUAUGUAAAUGAUUUGUAUUA
Messenger RNA from Bombus terrestris (buff-tailed bumblebee), 2950 nucleotides. Its product is annotated as meckelin. Gene Ontology annotation, biological process: cilium assembly. The transcript is spliced from 14 exons. Gene Ontology annotation, cellular component: MKS complex; ciliary transition zone. NCBI's taxonomy places the organism in Eukaryota, Metazoa, Arthropoda, Insecta, Hymenoptera, Apidae. Bases 1 to 2937 code for a protein of 978 amino acids. The record is from RefSeq and is a predicted model, not a curated record.